AUGGCAGAUUUUGUCAAAGAGUUAGAUUUAAUGAAACAAUAUUAUAAUGAAUAAAUUAUGAAAUUGUAAGAUUAUUAGGAAUGUGAAGCUUAAUAAUAAUUAUCUUCUAGAGCAAAUGAUUUAUUAAAAAAAUUAAGAUUAAUCAAAUAUCAACAACUAUUAAUUAAAAAUAAUACUUUUCAAAAAGGAAUUCGAAAACCAAAAAAAAUGAAUUCAGAAAUUCAUUAAAAUGCUUUCUCACUUAAAUAAUUACCUGAAGAUUAUAUUUAAGAUGAAUAAAGUUCAAUUUAAUAAGAUAUAUCAAACAAUAAUUUUUAGAAUAUAUAAAAUGAUAAUCAUCCUCCACAAUUUACAAGAAAAUCUUAAAGACUUAUGACAAGUGCAACUGAUUAAAAUUUUAGAAUCAAUGAAAAUACUAAUAGUCCAUCCUUUUCUGAAAAGAAUAUAGAAGAAUUUAAAAUAACAACAGAAGAUAUAGAUGAUUUAUUGAACUUACUAUCAGGGAAAAAAGAAUCAAUCUGGCUUCCAAAAUUUUUAAGAAGCAAUUAAUUAAUUAAUGAAUAAGAAGGAUUCAGUGUUGAUGCUAAAUAGUAAUGAUACCUAUAUUAUUGGAUAGAUUUUUAUUAUCUCAUUUUACACAGAAAUAAACAUCAUUUGAAUAUAUAUAAGAUUACUAGGAUAAAGUUUAAGAGGAAGAAUUGGAGAUUAUAGAUUUUAAUGCAAAUUUUUUACAAUAUUGUAGAAAUAAACUUUAGGAUAAUAUGCAAACAAAAAUCUUUUUUGAGAAUACAAUAAAUUUUUUCAAGAGAUUUAAAAUUGCACAAACUUUUAAGAUAAAUAAAUCUGAAUUAAUUGGAGAAUUUGCACUUAAAGUUGACAUGUCUUAUCAUAAUAAUCUAUAUCAUAAUUCUAUGCAUGCAUUAGAUGUAACAAAUUCAACUGCAUUUUUUUUGGAAAAUGGUUUAAAUGAAUUAUUAGAUGAAUUCGAAUAAGCUUGUUUGAUAAUUUCAUCUAUGGUACAUGAUAUAGGACAUCCAGGUUUAAAUAAUGGAUUUAUGAUGACUAACAGAUGUAAAUUAGCUUUGUUAUGUAUUUAUAUAAAUAUGUUAGAUAAUGAUUAAAGUGUACUUGAAAAUUAUCAUUCUUUUUUAUUGUUUUAAAUUAUAUCAUAAGAUUAAUUCAACAUUAUCUAGAAUUUAGGAUAGGUUGAAUAAAAAGGAUUUAGAAAAUAUUGUCUUAAUUUAAUUUUGGAUACAGAUCUUACAAGACAUUUUCAAUUAAUGAAUAGAUUCUAAAAUUAUUUAGAAUUAACAGAAACAUAAGACAUAGAUAAACAUUUGUUAAUGUCUAUAUGUAUUAAAUGUGCAGGUAUCAAUUAAACCUUCAUAUAAGAUGUUGGUCAUGGAGCAAAAUAAUUAAAAAUACAUAAAUUAUGGAGUCGUAGAAUAAUUGAGGAAUUCUUUUUAUAAGGAGAUUUAGAAUCAUAUUUGAAAGUACCUGUAUCACCAAUGUGUGACAGAAAAUAGUGUAUCUACAAAUCUUAAGAGGGAUUUCUAAAAGCUAUUGUUUUGCCGAUGUUUAAUGCAUUUGUUACUUUAUUGCAGAAGUACAUGAUAGUCUAACUCUGCAUAGUGAAAGGUUGAC
This is a messenger RNA of Paramecium pentaurelia, 1644 nucleotides long. NCBI's taxonomy places the organism in Eukaryota, Ciliophora, Oligohymenophorea, Peniculida, Parameciidae. The record is from the annotation of a GenBank genome assembly.